Messenger RNA from Cydia pomonella (codling moth), 3944 nucleotides. Its product is annotated as SET and MYND domain-containing protein 4-like. Gene Ontology annotation, molecular function: protein binding. The record is from RefSeq and is a predicted model, not a curated record. The coding region runs from base 903 to 2630 and encodes 575 amino acids. Lineage: Eukaryota; Metazoa; Arthropoda; Insecta; Lepidoptera; Tortricidae. The transcript is spliced from 4 exons.
AUCACAAAUCACAAUGUCCUACACUUAAGUGCCAAUUACAUCCACACUAUUAUCAGGCCUGAUAUCAGACCCAAUUUCGGGCCCGAGAAAGAGUACUUUUCCGUUUCGCCAAAUAUCAGCACACUGUUUAAGUCAUGUCAAAUAUUUUAUUGCUUUUCAUGUGUACAUUUGGUGCUUAUUAAUAGCUUUACAAUAUUUGAAAUGUAAAAAAAUGGUUCAUAUGCAAAAAUAUCAAACAUUGGAUGUAAUUGGGGCUUUUAAUAUUUUUGCAUUUGAACCAUUUUUUUACAUAUCAAAUAUUGUAAACGGUGUGCUGAUUUUCAGUGAAACGGAAAACGAUUAUCAGGCCCGAAAUCGGGACUGAUUGCGGGCCCGAAAUCGGGAAGGGUGGAUGUAAUUGGCGCUUUACACGGAACUCACUAUUCUUUAAACAUCUAUUGCAAUUUUAAAAACGGCAAAAGACGAUUUAUAAAAUUUACAUCCUUGAUUAAAAUUUAUAUUACCGUUGACUUAUUUACGUAGGAUUGUAAAUUGUAACUAUAAUUUUGAUUUAUAAUUUUAAAUGAAAUAAAAACGAUGGUGACCAACCUAAUCUUUUAAUUACAUAUGAGUCUAUGGUUUCUAAUCUUGGAAUCUCAUGAAUCCCAUCCAAAUUCCAUUCCAACCGCGACCGGUUUGAAUUUCGGAAUCAACCAUAGUCCCCUCUCGCGUUUUAUUUCUUUGCAUUGUCAGCAAAUCCUUUCGGAAGUUUAUCAGCAGUGACGUAAAUAUUUGAUUUGAUAACGCUGCAAAUUGACCAAAAUGUUAAAUAAGCGGCAACAAUAAUUUGUUUCAGUUGAAAAAACUUUACAUCUAUCAUAUUUUCUACCCAACAAGUCAGUGCUUCAGUAAGUAGGAUCAAUAUGAGUAUGAGCUUCGAAAACCCUAUGCUUUAUAACGAGAUACUGCUAAGAAAAGGUCUUUUGGGAGGUAUUUACAAAGCAGUGAACAAUUUAGACGGGUCAGCUGUAUUAGAAGCUUAUAAAGUACUGAGUGUUACUAAGGGAUUUCCUCGUCUGCACUCGCAUAUAAAAAAUAAUGGCAUGUCUUCCAUAUUUCGCGGUCAUGGGAAUGAUAAUUACCAGGAGGGAAACUACCAGAUGGCAUUAGAAAUGUAUAACAAGGCUUUACUCUUUGCUCCAAAAGGCUCCAUAGAAAUGUUGCAUGCUUAUGGCAAUCGGUCGGCACUCCUUUUUCAUUUAAAUGCAUAUUCUGCAUGUCUUAAAGACAUUGAGACUUGUCGCAAACUAGGGUGCACUGGAGACCUGGAAAAAAAACUAAAUAAGAGAUAUGAACAAUGUAUGGAAUCAAUGUGGAAAGAAAAUCUUAAGAACAAUAUAUUGCUGUGCAGUUGGGCUCAAGACUAUUUCAAGUUUAAUAUGAAGAAACAUCCUGAUUUACCUUGCCUAUCUGCUGAUGCGGACAUAAUUACCGAAAAUGAAGAACAAAAGGUAGUUGCUAAUAAGGAUAUAAAAAUUGGUACAGUGGUAGCUAUAGAUACAGCAUUUGUUACUCAUUCUCUCCCCGAUAAAUGUCUUGUCUGUUGCCAUUAUUGCCAGAAGACAACAUUCAAUUUGAUGCCUUGUGACAACUGCUGUGUUGCACUCUUCUGUAGCUUGCAAUGCAAGGAGCGCUGUCUGAAUGAGUACCAUGACAUAGAAUGUCAGAUCAUGGACCUUCUGCUAACAAUUGAUGCAGGCUACAAGUUCCGUUUGGCAAUCAAGACUUUCUUGAAGCUCAAAACUCUUUGUAAGGACUGGAGCACUCUGAUUAAAGAAGCAAAUAACAUUGGAAACAGCAGACUAAAUGAGAGUUCAUUGAGCGAAAUAUACAAUGUUGAAAACUAUUCUUCAAUAUUAUGCUUCAAGGAAGAUAGGUGUUUUGUCUUUGGUACACUGUAUAAUAGCACCUUCAUUUAUGCCUCAGUGUUGCAUCGGUUGGAAAGAGUCCUUGGUUUCUUCCCUCAAUCAAAAUCUGAAGGUCUUGAAGCGAAGAAAUGCUUCGCAAAGCUGUGCCUCACUCUGCAGUUAAACUGCCCGGCUACUGAAGUUGUUACUUCUGCCGAAGAGCUGACUGUUGGCCAGAUCGGGACGGACAUGCCGCCGCACUUUGGCUGGUUCCCGUUUGCGGGUAAACUGAAGCACUGCUGCGAGGCGAACCUGCUGGCGCUGGGGCUUGAUGACCGCUUAGCGCUGAUAGCUAUAAGACCCAUAAAGAAGACGUCUGAGCUGACGGUUUCUUAUGUUGGCCACUGGUAUGAGAACCUUUAUGGAGACCAGCGUCGAAUGAAGCUUUACCAAAACAUCCUGAACGUGUGCAACUGCCGCGUGUGUGCCCAAGGCUGGGACAUCCACAGCUUCCGGAGGCGGGAACUAGACGCCAAGCUGAAGAAGGUGUUUUUCUCCUGGGACAACAUGCGAAAAAACAACGUAAUGCCCCAGCGAGACCCGUUGUUCUUCCUGGAGACGUGCAAGGCGCUGGCGCUGCUGGACGCGCGGCCCAACUCCGCCGAGCACUACGAGCUGUUCCGCGAGCUGCGCACGCAGCUCAGCCUGGCGCAGUUCGCUGCCACUAACAAUAUUACGAUCUGACGCUAAACAAAACUGAUUUUAUUUUUGUCAGAAAACUAUAAAAACUGUUAAUGAUUAUCGUUAACCCUUUGAACGCCAGGAACCCUUAAAGGUUUCGUUUGCCGUCGUGCUCACCACGCCAAGGACAACUAUAGGUGUUAUGGAGAACGCUGUCAAAGUAACCGUCACACUUUCAAGGUUUACAUUAGCUCGCUUGCGCUGGGUAGCUUGGCGUUCGAGUGAUGUUUAUGACAUGAAGCGUUCAAAAGGUUCAUUAUUAGGCGGGUGCACACAGAGCGAACAAACGCGCGAGGCAAUUUCCUCGGCCGAGGCACGUCUACACUGGCCGGUUUGUGCGCGAGGAAAUUGCCUCGCGCGUAUGCUCGCUCUGUGUGGACCCGUCUAUUGGGAAAUUACAAGCCGUCAUAAAUAGACUUGCUCGGAUAUCACUGCCUCUGUAUAUGUCAAUAUCCUUGAUAAAAUGAGUGACAUGACGGAAUGAAUAUUAUAAACGCGGCAGUAAUGCGGAGGACGUCACUCUUUUUGUGUGUAACGAGCCGCCUCGAAAGGAAAUAGUCGCGCGAUGCAGCUUGGUCUGUGAAUCUAUUUAGACCAAGACUCGGAAACGGUUUUUCUUCAUACAAAAAAUAUCGGUAUUGUUACGUUCUUUUGUUUAUUAUUUCAUUAAUGGGAAAAUCUAAUAAUACGAAAUUGAUACCUAAAUAUAUGAUUCAGUCAUACGUGAAGAGCAUCAAAUAAUUAAUACUAUCAUAUUUCGGGGUUUUUUGUAAAAAACCGGUUCCUCGCCCCGAUGUAGACGGGCUCGGGCGAGGCAAGUCUCUACAGACUGAACUGCCUCGCGCGGCAAGUCCCUCGCCCCGUGUGAACCCGCCGGGUACAGCGGCGGCACGACGACGCCGCGGCAGUAAUGUAGCUGCGGUUGACAUACCUAUGAACGUCACUUUCAAAUUUUUCUAAGGAUAGUAUUCCACACCUGUCCAAUAUGUAUUUGCAUCUCACGUUUUACUUUAUAGGAGAGUGAGACACAUUUCCCGGCAAAGAAAUUGGACAGGUUGAUUACUAUCCUAAAGCAAGAAAUAAAGACUGUUGAUUUUGAUACAAUGCCGCAUUAUUAUUGCCAUAGAUGGCGCCACUUAAAUAAACAACUAGUGACUAAUCAAAGGCGUAAAUGUAGUAAUUAGCAAAAAAAAUACCUUGUUUUAAGGCGCUUAUUUCCCCAUCCACUUUUUACAUAUUGAUUCCAUCGUGUAACAAAAAUUAAACAUGUAACCAAACACAAUGAACCCUAUUAAAUUGACACUAAUUACAGUUAUU